Gallus gallus (chicken) is the source of this 10557-nucleotide messenger RNA. RefSeq names its product megakaryoblastic leukemia (translocation) 1 (gene MKL1). Bases 5064 to 8129 code for a protein of 1021 amino acids. Lineage: Eukaryota; Metazoa; Chordata; Aves; Galliformes; Phasianidae. The transcript has 17 exons. Gene Ontology annotation, biological process: smooth muscle cell differentiation. The record is from RefSeq and is a predicted model, not a curated record.
GGCGCCGGGCGGCGGUGGCGAGGCCGGGCUGCCCGCUUGAGGGAAGCGCCUUGUCGGCGGGCGGCGGCUCCGCCAGGGGCGGGAGGGCUCGGGGCGAGAUGGAGCCGUGAGCGGGUGAGUACGGAGCCGCGGUUCGGCCGGCGGCUGCCAGGCGACCCGGCAGCAAAGAAAGGGAGCGGGGUGGGGGGAGGGCUCGCGGGGCCUCACCUCAGGGCGGCCGUCGGCGGAGGAGGGCGCGGCGCUUGGCCCCUCAGCGCCCCCCGCCCCGUGGGCGCCGCUGCCUCCCCGCCCGCUCCCCCUCGGGGGGGCUCUCGCUCUCUUUUCUCCCCAUUUUCCAGGGCUGGGAGCGGUGACAGCGGUGCGGCGGGGUCCUGCCCCUCUCGCUGCUCCGUGCCUGCGUUCCGCCAGGCUCUUUUUCCCCAGCGUUGCUCGUCCGCCUGUAGCUGCGCGCUCAGGGCGCUGUGAGGUGGAGGCAUCCCUAUCCCGCAGCGAGACGGUGUGUGAGAGGGGCGUGUCGCUUCAGGCACACGGAUGGAAGCUCGGGCCGUCCGCUUCCUAAGUGGAAAUAACCCUCCUGAGGCCUCCCUGAGCUGCGUCUGCGUUUCUUUAUUCUGCAUCGUGCAGACUUAGUGCUAACGUGGCCCCGCAUGGUUCUGCUACCCGAGAGGAGUGGGCUGAGUAAGGGCUUUCAGGUUUGAUGUUGCCGUACCACUUCCUUUUUGUGUGCUACGUGUCCGGACAGCAUCGGGCCCUCUGCCGUGGAACUGCACGUCUACCUGCCCGCGGCUGUAAAUACGCUCUGGAGGCUUUCACAGUCUUCCCCUUUAGAUCUGUGGACCUUGAGAAAAUGCAGUGUGCAGUUCUGUCUUUAAAUUUGCUACUGACGUUCCGUAUGAGUUAGUCAUGCCGUAGGUGGGUUCAUGUUUUUUCCAGCUUUGCAAUGAUUUUACUUUCACGUUGGUUUUACUUCCUUCUACCCAGACAAGUCGUGAAUUCGCUAUCCCUGGAGGAUCAAGGCCAGGUUGGAUGGGGCCCUGGGCAGCCUGAGCUGGGGGGUGGCAGCCCUGCCCACGGCAUGGAGUGGGACUGGGUGGGCUUUGAGGUCCCUUCCAACCCAACCAUUCAGUGAUAACUACAAACACUUUCAAUACUGACUUCAAAGUACGCUUUGCUGCCAUCAGUAAACUGUUUUAAAGACACUGUUAGAAUCCGUACCCCAGAACUGACACAUCUGUAGUGCUUUUGGCUCUUAAUGAGUACAUAGGUUGUUCUGCAAGUAGUGGCUCCUAUUUAUUUCCAUGGAAACCGUAACAGAUCCAAGUAGCACUAUAACACUGUUAGAUAGAGCAAAUUCUCAGCUGCAAAAUGCUGUUUUUCAAUAUAGUUACCACCAUUAGCAGUGCGUUUUUGCCAGCAGUGAACAAGAGCCUCCAUGCUGUGCACCAGUGGAGGUGACCUGCUGUUGCUAUUGCCAUUGUUCAAACACACCAGCCGCCACCUCUCCACCUCUCUGUGGACACAUCCACUGUUUGGUCUCCAUCAGCAUCCAGGCAGCACCAAUGUGUGUGAAUAUGUGCCAUGUUUCCCACAUGUGGGUAUUAGUAACACACAUAGACUUCGUAUGCACUUUCAUAUCAGAUGCCAUUUUGUCAGCCUGCCCCUCUGCUGCCCUCUGACACACAGCAACAAAAUGUGAUGGGAUAUUGGUGUGAAGGUUCAACUUCUACUGUCAUGCCACCAAUUUCUGCCUCUGAUGUCGUGGGACAACGUUAUAAAACAUGAGGCGUUACUUUCGGAGCAGCUCUUGUAUUUUCCAAAAACAAUUGGAUCAUUUCUGAAUAGGAAAUCAGAGGGCACCCAUUUGUUCCUGUUUGCUGCAGUGAUGAAAUGAGUGAUUUGAUAAUUGUGAUUAAAUAGGAUCUAAAAAUAGGUUUAAAAAUAAGCGUAUGGUCUGAAGCUGACUGAGCUCCUUUUCUGUGCUUUAGGUUUGAGCUUUCUGCUUGAAGGAGGAAGGGACUCGGGGCUGAAAGGGGAUGCCAUAAGCUUUUUACACAUGGGCAUAGUUUCCCUUCUUAAUCUCCGGGUGUUAACUCACCGAGUCCCUCCUCACUUAUAAUUUAGAUACCAAAUGUGAAUCAAGGAAUGGCCUGGGUUGAAAAGGACCACAAUGAUCAUUGAGUUUCAACCCCCCUGCUGUGGGCAGGGUCGCCAACCAGCAGACCAGGCUGCCCAGAGCCACAUCCAGCCUGGCCUUGAAUGCCUGCAGGGAUGGGGCAUCCACAGCCUCCUUGGGCAACCUGUUCCAGUGAAUUCAGGAGAAGAGUGCAAUAUUGCCAGUUGUGGCUUCUUGGCAUCGCACUGUGUACCAAAUGAAAAAGGCCCCACGGAAGUCCUUAUGCAACGGGUGGACCAUUAAAUAAAAUACAAAGGAACGGAGUACAGGAGGCAUUUUUACAUGGGGCUAAGAGAACGUGGCAGUCAUCCAAAGCAAUUUUUCAUAGACGGUUAAAUUUUCUUCCCCUUGAUUAUGGAAAUAAUAAGAAACUGUUGGGUUUGGGGAGAAGUGCUUCCUGGUGACUGUGUUUUGUAGCUCCAACUUAGGCUGAUACGGUAAAGCAGCAGCGUUGUCACAGACCCUUUCACCUUCGAAUCUCCAGGUGAGCUAUAUACAUCCAGGCAGUCAAAACACCCCUUCAUUUAAUAAUAAUGGAGAAGCCCUACUGGAUUCCCUGCACCGUUGAGCCACGAUGACAUCGCUGUGUGGUUUUGGUGGGGGCUGUUCUAGUUGGAGGGGAGGAUCAGAACAGAAGGGACAUGAUGCUAAGAUGAAAAGCAGCUAAGUUCCUAGCACGUAUUCAUACGUUAUCACAAGAUGAAUUGCUGCACACGUUUGGAAUGUGUGAGCUGUGGCCAUUUACGCUUUCUCCCCAGAAGCACAAUUUGUAGUAAUUCCCAGAGUUUUAUCCCUUCACUCUGUACGUCCUUCCUCUAUUCUGGGUGACAGAACAUGGCUGUGUCAGUGUGUGUUUACUGCUGGUAACUCAGUCGCAUGAUUAAGAUCCCUUUUGAAGAGCACAGCUAAUUUCCUCUGUGUAAAAAGAGGCAACAAUUAGUACAUCUUAUUACGGUUAUGCAAUACUCUUCCUUUAAAGAAUUAUCAGCCGUGUCCCGAGGGUCAGUGUCUUUUCCUGUCGAAGAGGAAGCAGAAAAAGCAACUGUUCAGCAGCCUGAAACUGUCAAACACCUACUCUGGGGAAAGGCAGAUCUAAUGAUUUCCUGCUGGACACAUUGCUGAGCCGAGACUGAAAACAGAGGAUGUGGUUACACAGACAUCUCUCGUAGUGUUGGGGCUGGCUUAAGUUGCUCGUAUUCCCAUCUGCUUUUUUUCUUACUAUUUUUUGCCCACUGUCCUCUGUCUCCUCAGCAGAGAUGCGUGGCUGGGGGCUGCCUGCUGUGCCGCCUCGUGUUUUCAACCUCUGUAGGUUCUGUUGCUCCCCCCCCCCCCUGAGCCCCCAAAAUCAGCACUGGGGGAUGGCAGAAGGCUCACACAGCUGCAGCCGAGCGGAGGGCUGCAGGGAUGGUGAGAAAGCACUGCAGCUAAAAGGAGCACUGUAAGAACCGUAGCCUACAACUGUCCCUAGCAGCCUUCUUUUACGUACAUGUGACACAUAGGUGGAAUGGCUGGGCUGGUGGCAGUUCGCAGCCUCUCUUCUUCUGUCGGAUGCUCUGGUGGUGCUUGGGGAGAUGUGUGUGUCUGCUGUGUGCAUUUCACCUUCCCUCCUAUGAGUGCUUUGUGGAGUACAAACACUGCAGAGCGGCUUCUUUGAGGGAAACGAAUGGCGUCGGGGUGAGGGCAGUUGAUGUUACCAGGCUUAGGUAUGUCACUGAGGCCAGGCAAUGUGUUGAGGCUUUUAAACACGGGUCCUCCUCUUGGAGGGCAAACGAGGCGUGCAGCGAACACAGCAGCCCUCAUGGCGCAGUGUUUGCAGACAUCGGGAAGCAGCGCCAGGAGCAGCAGAUCGUUUCCCUUUCAUCUUGUUCUGUUCCUGAGCUGAGAUGCUUAUUUUCCACGCAGAUAAAUCUGAGAGUUUGUCAGUGAGCAAAGUGCUGCAGUUGUUGAAAUUGGAUUGUUUUAUAUGUCAGAAACUGAAGGAGUGAAUUAAGUUUCCGCAGUGUUCCUUUCUCCCUGACUCUCCCAUUUUCCUGCCUGCGUCCAAUAUCGUUAUUCUUGUGUGAAGGAACACUUUGCAUUUAGGCACACAACCAUAUCAAUAACAUCUCUGUCAGAACAUAAAAAUUAAUACGUAAUCACCAGUCUUUGUAAAUCUUGAAAGCGAAAGGCUGAGCUUUUAAAUGGAGGGUUUCUUUUGCUCCCUGACCUCGUGCCAUUUAUCUGCUUUUGCUCUCCUGCUGCAAACCAGCAUGUCAGCUGCGUCUACUUAUCCUUCCUAAUGAAGCUGUGCUCCCUCCUCCAGCUUGCUGUGCCUCUGCUGAUCCAGACGAGCAGGGCUUUUGUGGAGCAGGGCAGAAGCAGCAUGGCACUGGUGCUGCAUGCACUGGCAGCUUGUUUGUAAACAGCUGACGGCGGGGGACUGCCUCUGUGGAAGUUCCUAAACCACUGAAAUAAGAGCUUUCCCCUGGACGUAGUCAGGAGCUGCUGCUGCUGUCUCUGCCGUGGUGACUGGAGAGAGAGCUGCUGGCAUGGAAGUGAGCUGGGUUUGUUCGUGGGAACUCUGAGUAAGGUUGCCAUCACGAAAGCCAAAGUGGAUUUCUCCGGUGUGGUGUGCCUGCCCCCUUCCGUCAUUGCUGGAAAUGGGCUGGACGGAGGAGGGGCUGGCGAAAAUGACGAUGAGCCGGUGUUGGUGUCCCUUUCGGCGGCCCCCAGCCCUCAGAGCGAAGCUGUUGCCAAUGAGCUGCAGGAGCUCUCCUUGCAGCCCGAGCUGACCCUCAGCCUCCACCAUGGCCGAAACCCCAACCUUCCUCCGCUCAGUGAAAGAAAGAAUGUGCUGCAGUUGAAGCUCCAGCAGCGACGCACACGGGAGGAGCUGGUGAGCCAAGGGAUCAUGCCGCCUCUGAAAAGUCCAGCUGCAUUUCACGAGCAAAGAAGGAGUUUGGAACGGGCCAGGACAGAGGACUAUCUGAAACGGAAAAUCCGGUCCCGGCCAGAGAGAUCAGAGCUGGUUAGGAUGCACAUUCUGGAAGAGACCUCAGCUGAACCCUCCCUGCAGGCUAAGCAGCUGAAGCUAAAGAGAGCCAGGCUGGCAGAUGACCUCAAUGAGAAGAUAGCACAGAGGCCAGGUCCCAUGGAGCUGGUGGAGAAGAACAUCUUGCCUGUGGAAUCCAGCCUGAAGGAAGCCAUUAUAGUUGGACAGGUGAACUACCCAAAGGUUGCAGACAAUUCCUCCUUCGAUGAGGACAGCAGUGAUGCCCUCUCCCCAGAACAGCCAGCCAGCCAUGAGUCCCAAGGGUCUGUCCCAUCACCGAUGGACUCACGGAUUUGUGACCCUCUCCCUAGCACCACUGGCACAUCACUAGCUCAGGGUACAUCCCAAUUGCAGAUUAGUGCAGACUCCAAUGAAACUCUUUUCCUACCUGAACAGCCACCCCCGCCUCUGCCACCUCCACCUCUUCUGCCCCCCAGUCUUACCAAUGGAGCGGCUCUUCCUGCUGCCAAGCCCCCACCGACGCUCAUUAAGCAAAGCCAGCCCAAAUCUGCUAGUGAGAAGUCUCAGCGCAGUAAGAAAGCCAAGGAACUGAAGCCGAAAGUCAAGAAGCUUAAGUAUCAUCAGUAUAUUCCCCCGGACCAAAAGCAGGACAAGGGAGCUCCUCCCAUGGAUUCAUCCUAUGCCAAAAUACUGCAGCAGCAGCAACUCUUCCUUCAGCUUCAGAUCCUCAACCAGCAGCAGCAGCAGCACUACAACUAUCAGACCAUCCUGCCAGCUCCACCAAAGCCUCCAGGAGAGCAGCAGACUGGUGCCAGUGCCCCAGCCGUACGCAAUCUGUCUGCUGCAGUCAAUAGCACAUCUUCGGUAUCCUCUGGUUCCAGUGGGCUGAUGCGACAAAACAGUAAUGCUGCAGUGGGCAAGCCAGGCCCUCUCCCUGCCAACCUGGAUGAGAUGAAGGUGGCAGAGCUGAAGCAAGAGCUGAAGCUGAGGGCCUUGCCUGUCUCGGGCACGAAGACGGACCUGAUUGAGCGGCUCAGAGCUUACCAAGAGCAGAACGGCACAGCCGGCCAAACAACCCCUACUCCCAAGCCCAGCACAGCAGCCAUUCUCCCCAAAGCUGCCGAGGUGGUGGUUGCUUUCCCAGCUGCCAGGCUGAGUACGGGGCCAGCCCUGGUCACCACUGGCAUCGCACCAGCAGAAGUAGUUGUGGCCACGGUCACUGGUGGUGGCGUGAUGAAGUUUGGCAGCACCGGCUCGACUCCGCCUGUUUCUCCCACUCCUUCGGAACGCUCACAAAUGAGCACAGGUGAUGAGAAUUCGGCCACUGGGGACACCUUUGGAGAGAUGGUGACUUCGCCUCUGACCCAGCUCACCCUGCAGGCAUCUCCAGUGCAGUUCCUGGUGAAGGAGGAGAGCUCCAAGUCUGCCUCCUGCAGCAUCAGCGCGGCACCCAGGUCGGAGCGGUGCAGCACUGGGAACAGCAGGGAUGCAGAAGUUAGGGACAAAGACCAGAUGCUGCAGGAAAAGGACAAACAGAUCGAGGAGCUCACCCGCAUGCUGAAACAGAAGCAGCAGUUGGUUGAGAUGCUCAGACUACAGCUGGAGCAGGAGAAGCGCGCUCAGCAGUCGCUACCAGCCCCGGCGGCUGCGGGAGAAGGAACAGCUCUUGCCUCCAACCCAGUAGCGUUUGGUAUCCAGGUCAAGAGCGAAAAUGGUUUCCUGAGCUGCCAGUCUGCAAAGCAAUCCAGUGGCCAAACCGACCAAUUCAACCCCGCACCAACCUCUAGCCAAAUGGACACUUCGAACCCAAGCCCAGUGCCAAAGAAAGCCGUGAUGGUGAAGCAGGAGGUGCCAGCCACGGAAGCAGAGCCGCCGUGCCAGUCCCACAGCCCGCAGCUGUUCCUUGGCCAGCAAGGGAGCGCCCUGAGUGACCUGAUCAAGGGUACUCCUCCCCCAACCCUCAUCACCGACUCCACAGGGACCCACAUCGUCCUCACCGUGACCAAGCAGAGCGCCGAGAGGCAGGGCCUCUCACCCCAGGGGAAGGCAGUGAGCAGCUGCCCGACCUCACAGAGAGUACAAUCGUUGCCCACUAAAACUUCCAGCCAACCACAGUGUCAGCCACCUGCAAGCACUCCUCAGCAGCCCACACCACAGCAGCAGCAGCAGCAGCAGCAGCAGCCCAGAGGCCUAAACCAACCUGUCAGAAAGCCCUCAUCCCAGCCCAGCUCUCCUGCUGCCCCCUCCCCUUCCCAGAUGGACCUGGAGCAACAGCAGCAGCAGCAGAAGCAGCAGCAUACGUCGCUUUUUGGACCUCCUCCACCACCUCUCCCUGUCCCCUCAGUCCCACUGAAAGAGCCACCGGGCUAUGAAGAGGCCAUGAAGCAGCAGCCAAAGACCCAGGAGAACGGCUGUUCCAGCCAGCAGAUGGAUGACUUGUUUGACAUUCUCAUAGAAAGUGGAGAGAUUUCUGCUGACUUCAAGGAUCAGUCAUCCCCGGCUGGAAAAGAACCACCUGCGGCCCCGGCCUGCUCCUCACCGCCCAGCAGCCACCAUUCCUCGGAGCUGGCGGUGCCGGUGUCGCUGGGGCAGACGGUGCCCGUGGGGCGGCUGGAGGACUUCCUGGAGAGCAGCACCGGCCUCCCGCUGCUGACGGCAGGCCACGACGGGCCUGAGCCCCUGUCCUUGAUCGAUGACCUCCACAGUGAGAUGCUGAGCAGCUCGGCCAUCCUGGACCACCCGCCUUCACCCAUGGACACCUCGGAAUUGCACUUUGCUCACGAGCCGGCCGGGGGCAUAGCCUUGGAUCUGGCUGAGGCCAACUUGGACAGCAUGGACUGGCUGGAGUUGCCGGGGGGAUCUGUCAUGAGCCUGGCCCCCCUCAGCACCACGGCUCCCAGCCUCUUUUCCACAGACUUCCUUGAUGGACAUGAUCUGCAGCUGCACUGGGAUUCGUGCUUGUAACUCUGUGAGCAGAGACUGAAGGGAAUGGGUGUGGGAGGGCACGGGCAUGCAGGGGGAAGAGGCCAGUCAACCAAAAGAAACCCCAGAAACAAAAGAAAGCAAAAAAAAAAAAAGGAGCUCCUAGUAUCCAUAAUCCUCUCCCCACAGUGUUCCUCCUCUAUGAAGCCAGCAGCGGCAGCAAAGGCAGACCCACGGCCCGAACCACUGCCAGCAGAGCAGUGGGACCAGGAGAGUGGCUGCAGCUCUGGGGCGAGAGCGGAGCUGGCAGCCCUGCUCCCUCCUGCAGGACGUGGGCAUAGAACUGCAGGUAAUGCUUCCUGCAGCAGGACAUGAUGUGACCGGGCCUGAGCCCUUCUGGAAGCAGCAUCCCGCUCCUUGCUGGCAGGUAUGGGGCAUUACACGGCCCCACCUGCCCCGAUUAAUGGUUGCGGAAGGGGAUUGAUCUACCUCUGUAGCAGGGCACAGAGGAGGGAGCUGCCAGGAAGGCUGCCUGCUGCCCCUGUGCCAUCCGUCAGAGGUCACCUCUGCCACAGGGCUGUGAGGAAUGGGCAGAACAGGCACCUUUUCCAAAUGUAGCCAAAGGAAACGGGAGUUUCCCACCAACUUGGUACUCUCUGGGCUGGUUUCUUAAGUCCUGGUGAGCUUGGCAAAGGCUGCCCACUUGCUUCACUUGCUUUGGGCUGCAAAAACAGACUUCUAAGGUGCUAAAAUCCAGGUUAGAUCUGUCCUUCACUGCCCCAGGUCUCCAGCUGUGCCUGGAGUCAGCCUGCAGGCACCCUCUACUCACUGCCCCCAAGCUGAGCAGAGCAUCGGCCCACGGUCCUGGGAAGUGCAGAGGGGCACAGCUGCCAUCGAGCAACAUAUCAUUAAGGGCCACGUGCAAUCUUUCUCCUGCCUUCAGCUGUGCUGCUGCCUCCCUGCAGCAAGUGACCCAGGUGUAAAGAAGAGCUCCUCCCACCUCCAAAUCUGCCCUGCAGCCCCAAGGAGGGAAGGAUGUCAGCCCCAGCAGCAAGGAAAGGGAAGAGGCACUGCUGAGAGGGUUUGUGCUAGCUUAGGAGCGCAACUGUGGGGGCCCCUUUCUGAGGAGAACCGAUGGGCGUCUGUCUCUGCUCUGCUGUGCCCACACCUCAGUGUUAAGAGGCAAACACAGCAGUGAGCUGUGGCCUGGUACCUCCACUCCUGUACGCUGGCAGCCCCACAGUACUCGCUGUCAGGAACUGACCUGGCAGCCGGUUGAGCUCACAAUCGCAGUGCAGCUGGGAGAAAGUCCUGCCUUCCUGAGCCCUAUCUGCUUGUCAGCUACAUGGGGAGCCACUUCCUUAAUCAUUUGCAGGGGAUGCCUGCUGGCAGCUGCCUUUCUGCCCUCAGCCCUUCUGUUGCCCAAGCCCCAGUCCCAGCAUAAAAACCAGUAACUGGGACCGGUGGACCCCUUCCCUCCACUCUUGCCUUCCUCACUUCUCAUUUCUCAGGCCCAGCACGAUUAUGGUGGUUGUGCGCUGUGUACUGGGAAGCAGGAACCUGGCACAGAGGAGCAGAGGCAGGAGCACAUCAGAAAUCAUGUUGCAGCACAGGCCCCUGCUCUUCACUAUGAGAUAUAAGCGAGGGUAGUAAUAGGGCCCCCCCAGGACCGCUGCCCGGCCAUGGGACCACAUGGCACAGGAGGUAGGCAGCAUAGGAGAAAAGUGUGGCAGGGGAGCAGGGAGGGGGCAGGAAGAUCUUUCCUCCAUCAACUAUUUCAUGUUAAGGAGGAAAAAUGAGGCUGCCUUUUCCUCAAACUAAAGCAAAAUCAGCUGCUUUUAGCCUACAGAGAGCAGCAGCCCCCCCAAGAAAAGCCCCCCACGGACACCUGUGUGAUUUCUUUUGUACAAAUAAUCACGAAGUGGCAACCAGCAAAUAAAGAAUGAAAGUAUCCAAGUGCAAUUUGCUCCUACAGAAGGUGGGAGCGCUCCACCUGCACCCCAGGCCUGACUCAGCCGUGGAUCUUCGUGCUGGGCCGGGGCCCCCAGCCCUUGCUGGCACAGCGCCCCUUCCUGGUUUCACCCAUCCCCUGGGUGGGUGGCAGAAGGCUCAGUUCCUAUGCACUGCUGUUGGCCUUCGCUCACCCGCCUCCCCUCGUGAAAGCUGUAGGAAUACGUUACAUUGCCCCAAUGUACUUGAAACCAGCUGAGGAACGCAGCGAGCCUGCCAGGGCCCUCUGCACAAAGGGCUUCUGCCAGCACAGCAGCGAUAGCCUGGUGGCUGAGGGCAGUGGGAACGGGGCGUCUCAUCCCAGAAAAUAAUCAUAGAGGUCUUUUCCCCAAGAUGUGCCCAGAGCAGGCAAGCCCAGUUCUCUGCUUUCUUACUAUUAUUUGUUUGAAUAAUAGUUCAAUAGUUCUUUGUUGGAAGAGGUAUUCCCCUGGACGUACAUUUCUGCACCCGUUGGGAAAAA